Molecule: messenger RNA, 732 nt
Organism: Colletotrichum spaethianum
Lineage: Eukaryota; Fungi; Ascomycota; Sordariomycetes; Glomerellales; Glomerellaceae
Product: alpha N-terminal protein methyltransferase 1
Exons: 3
Coding region: 1-732 (243 amino acids)
Biological process (GO): N-terminal protein amino acid methylation
Cellular component (GO): cytoplasm
Molecular function (GO): N-terminal protein N-methyltransferase activity
Source: RefSeq, a predicted model, not a curated record
AUGCUGGGCGGCUUCCCCUACAUCAGCAAGGUCGACCUGCAGGGUUCGCGCAACUUUCUCGCCAAACUAGGCAUUGGCUCGAAGAGCGGUCUGCGGACGGUGAGCCGCGCUCUGGAAGGCGGGGCCGGUUCGCCUCUCCUGACCCAUUUCUUUACCCCCUGGUCUCUCUUUUUGCCUCUCAAGCCGGGGCCUCUCACCGUCCUGUACAUCGGCGCAACACCCCUGCCUCCCCGGCCCAAGUCUCCGUCCCAUGUACCCAUGCUAACACUAGCCCCUAGCAUCGGUCGGAUCACAGAGGGUUUCCUACUCGAUGUAGCUGAACAAGUUGACAUCGUCGAGCCCAUUGCAAAGUUCACCGCUGCUCUCCUGGAAAAACCCGGCGUCGGGUCUGUCUUCAACAUUGGCCUCGAGGAGUGGCAACCCCUUGAAGGCACUACCUACGACCUUGUCUGGAACCAGUGGUGCCUGGGUCAUCUUACAGAUGACCAGCUCGUUGACUACAUGCGUCGUUGCAAGCAGGUAGUCGCCCCCAACGAUGGUCUCAUCGUCGUCAAGGAAAACCUGAGCACUAGCGGCGUCGACCUAUUCGACGACGUCGACAGCAGCGUGACGAGGGUGGAUGAGAAGUUUCGCGCCCUCUUCGAGCAAGCGGGUCUCCGUCUCAUCAAGACGGAGCUGCAGCGUGGCUUUCCCAAGGAACUGUUCCCGGUCCGCAUGUACGCGCUCAAGUAG